AUGCGCUGCAACAGCGCCAGAUCGUCGCCAACCGUCAAGGAGCAACCACGAGCCUCCAGAGCCGCCAUGAGACUCCUGGGUUUACUUCUGUUGGUGGCGGUCGCCGCGGCCGCGUCCGACUCUGACAAGCAGAGCGACACGCAGAGCGACAAGAAGGGCGUCAAGAAGAGCGUGGAGUCGAGCGACAAGCAGAAGGCGACCAAGGGCAAGCGAGGGGUGUUCGGCGAGGCGUACGGCUACGGCCACCACGCCCCGGCAUUCGGCGGCUACAGCUCCGGCCUGGCAGCCCCCGCCUACAGUGCCCCAGCCUACAGCGCGCCGGCUUUCAGCGCGCCAUCCUACAGUGCGCCAGCGUUCAGCGCGCCAUCCUACAGUGCCCCAGCGUUCAGCGCGCCAUCCUACAGUGCCCCAGCCUUUAGCGCACCUUCUUACAGUGCUUCAGCGUUCAGCGCGCCUUCCUACAGUGCCCCAGUGUUUUCAGCAGGCGCCGUCGCCACCCCCUCGUACGCCGCUCCAGCCUUCUCCGCCUCCAGCAUCGCCGCCCCCGGGUUCCCCGCCGCCGUCGCCGCCCCUCAGGUGACGGAGACCGUCCAGCAGGGCAACGUGCCCACCACGACCAUCGUCCACCAGAGCACCGUCGCCGUGCCCCAGCCGUACGCCGUGCCCUACGAGACCCGCGUGCCCGUCCAGGUGCCCGUCCCCGUGCACGUCCCCGUCGACAGGCCCGUGCGCGUCGAGGUGCCUCGCCCCUACAACGUGUACGUCGACCGCCCCGUGCCCGUGACCGUCGAGAAGAAGGUGGCGUACCCCGUCAAGGUGCAGGUCAAGGUACCCGUGCAGGUGCCGGUGCACUACGACGUGCCGCAGCCCUACCCGGUGCGAGUGGAGGUGCCGCAGCCCGUGGCGCAGCCCCAGGCCGUGCCCGUGUACGUCAAGGCCCCCGUCGAGCACUACGGCCACCACCACCACCACUACGCCCCCGCGCCGCCCAGCUGGUGA
Messenger RNA from Thrips palmi, 999 nucleotides. RefSeq names its product proline-rich protein 1-like. The transcript has 2 exons. NCBI's taxonomy places the organism in Eukaryota, Metazoa, Arthropoda, Insecta, Thysanoptera, Thripidae. The record is from RefSeq and is a predicted model, not a curated record. The coding region runs from base 1 to 999 and encodes 332 amino acids.